This is a messenger RNA of Cantharellus anzutake, 759 nucleotides long. RefSeq lists its product as uncharacterized. NCBI's taxonomy places the organism in Eukaryota, Fungi, Basidiomycota, Agaricomycetes, Cantharellales, Hydnaceae. The record is from RefSeq and is a predicted model, not a curated record. The coding region runs from base 1 to 759 and encodes 252 amino acids. The transcript is spliced from 7 exons.
AUGUCAGACCCAUCUGUACUGCAAGCCCCAGCAGCCAAGCAACAAGAGAGAGAGAUCGUUAAGCAAGCACUUAAUCAGAACCAGAUUAUCUAUAAAUUGUCGAAACCAAAGGAGACACAGAAGCCCAUGCUCUCCAAUGCAUGGGCUCAUGCCGAGGCCAAGGCACGAUGCCUCAAAGAGGAUAGAUUGCCCAAUCUUCUGUACAAGGAUGAAUACCUUGAGAUCCUUUGUGAUAUUAAUGAGAAGAAUAUCACAUAUGAAGAUAUGCAAAACCCAAUGACCCCUACAGAUGAAUACUAUGCAGACAUCAUCCUAGAGGGCGUCAUGGUUAAAAGGCAGAAUCAGGCAUUGAAGCAAACAGUGAUCUCACCUGAGUUGUCCAUGAACUCCAUUGUGACACAUGCACGAAACCAAAUAUUAAAUGCAAUAUGGGAGUACAAGCCCGCCUCAUGGAGACAUGAGAACAAGCUGUGGUCAAGGGUUACAGGCAAAAAGCAGUUGACAUGCACUCUGACCUGGCCUUGGCAACAAGGGAAAGUCUCCAAUUACUUGAAUAUGACUAUCAAAUAUGGUGUCGAGAUUGACAUGACUGAUUAUCCAGGUGGUAGACUGAUUGAGUCAAAGUACUGUAAUGCUGCUCAUCUGGGGCAAGCGCUGGGUGGAUGGAAGGGUGGUCGGAUCAAGUGGGUUCGACUGAUGGCGAGUCAAGUGGAAAAGAAGCGUGAACAACUUGAGGCGCUUAUGUACAUCAAUGAGUGA